This is a messenger RNA of Rhodamnia argentea, 725 nucleotides long. Its product is annotated as cytochrome b-c1 complex subunit 7-2, mitochondrial. Lineage: Eukaryota; Viridiplantae; Streptophyta; Magnoliopsida; Myrtales; Myrtaceae. The record is from RefSeq and is a predicted model, not a curated record. The transcript is spliced from 4 exons. Gene Ontology annotation, biological process: mitochondrial electron transport, ubiquinol to cytochrome c. Bases 68 to 436 code for a protein of 122 amino acids.
AAGAUCCUUCCAGAAAUCCAUCGUCUUCACAGAGGGAACAGCUUGGGGAAACCGAGCGAGCUCGAAGAUGUCUUCCUUCCUUCAGUCGCUUCUGGAUCCGAAGAAGAACUGGUUCGCCGCUCAGCACAUGAAAUCCAUCUCCAAGCGCCUCCGCCACUACGGGCUCCGGUAUGAUGAUCUUUACGAUCCUUAUUACGAUCUGGACGUGAAGGAGGCGCUCAAUCGGCUGCCAAGGGAGAUUGUGGAUGCGCGGAACCAGCGCCUCAAGCGCGCAAUGGACCUCUCCAUGAAGCACGAGUACCUUCCUGAGAAUCUUCAGGCUAUGCAAACUCCUUUCAGAAGCUACCUUCAGGAAAUGCUUGCUCUUGUUAAGAAGGAGAAAGAAGAACGUGAAGCUUUGGGAGCAUUGCCUCUUUACCAGCGCACAAUUCCUUGAGCUCCUGGCCUUUUAUGACUGGUGGUUUUAAUCUCACGGGCCUCUUAACAUGGUAGCCUAUAUUCUGGUGGAAAUUUUCAUUGCACUCUUCUAUAAGGGUUUUCUUCAUCCCAAUUGCUUGUGCAUUGCCAGACGGCAGUCACUAUCCGGUUGUCAUCUAGUUGAAUCUGAUGACUAAGUGACAUCGACUUUUGUAAUAAAUUUAUGUCUAGAAUGUUGAUGAGUACUAGAUUAAUUCUCUUGUCGUGCUUGUCUCUUUGCUAUGGAAUAUAAAAUCUUAUUUGGUCCA